UAUGGCUGUGCCUUAUGAACCGGAAGUGGGGCAUGCCUGCCCCGGAAGUAGUGUGUGGCUUUGAAAGCAAAGACUGGAGAAAGUGUGGCAGCCAGGGCUGUUGAAAGAGGCAUGUUUCUCACAGUCGCCAAUUUGGCCAAGAGCAAGUCCAAGUAUAUUCUUGUGAGGAUGCUGAGUGAAGCAGGAACAGGUUUUUCUUUCAACAUAAGAAGAGCACGGCUUGAUGAAAAGCGAGUUAUGCUGAGAUAUGAUCCUUUUGUUAAACAGCGUGUCCUCUUCAGAGAACAUAAAAAGAUCCGUUCCCUGUAGAUGAUGACUGGCUAAAAUGAUUUGAUCUCUAUUUGAGGCAUAGUCAUGGAGGAAAACAUUAAGUUGGUGGUCCUGUAGUGUUCUCAAAAAGCAGAGGAAAUGGACUGAGAUGGCUGCCUCCUGUGAUUUGCAGGCCAUUGUAAACCAGAACAAAGUGAAAGAAAGAAGUUGUUGGUGUCUAACCAUGGACCAUCCUCAUCAAUAACUUAUUUAUCUUUUGAGUUAUAUUUACAACUCUCAAUUAAAACAGCAAAUUCCUUUGUC
Molecule: messenger RNA, 573 nt
Organism: Sceloporus undulatus (fence lizard)
Lineage: Eukaryota; Metazoa; Chordata; Lepidosauria; Squamata; Phrynosomatidae
Gene: MRPL33
Product: mitochondrial ribosomal protein L33
Exons: 4
Coding region: 112-309 (65 amino acids)
Biological process (GO): translation
Cellular component (GO): mitochondrion
Source: RefSeq, a predicted model, not a curated record